AUGCGCACGCGCGGGAUGCCAUAUUGGACGGAGGAGCUGCGCGAGCGGCCCGGAGGGAGCGGGAGACCCGGGCAGGCCCCAAACUUGCUGUGAGAGGACACAGCUGGAAACAGUUGUCGAGACUACAGAUUACCAAGAGAAUAGCUUUCACAAGAUAGAGAUGAUGACAUCGGCAGGUGGGAAGAUUCAGAGCCCGUCCAAUGGCACGGCCCACUCAGAUAUGGAGUAUGGAGAAGCAGAAAUGGACUUUAACUGGGAUGAGUAUUUGGAGGAGUUAGGGGCCACUGCAGCCCCCCACACUUCAUUUAAACAUGUGGAGCUCAGUCUUCAGAGCAGCUUUCAGCCAGGAAUGAAGCUGGAAGUGGCUAAUAAAAACUCUCCAGACACAUACUGGGUGGCGACCAUCAUAACCACGUGUGGUCAGUUGCUAUUGUUGCGCUUCUGUGGUUAUGGUGAUGACCGCAAAGCUGACUUUUGGUGUGACGUCAUGACUGCAGAGCUUCACCCUGUGGGCUGGUGCACGCAGAACAACAAAAGACUGCAGCCACCUGAAGAUAACGUUUACCUCAGAGCAGCCAUUAAAGAGAAAUACAGUGACUGGACUGAGUUUCUCAUCAAAGAACUCACAGGAUCACGAACAGCACCAGCUAACCUGCUCGAAGGACCCUUGAGGGGUAAGAACACAGUAGAUCUGAUUGUGUCAGGGUGUGUGUUGGAAAUUCGUGAUGCUUGUGAGCCGUGUGUGUACUGGGCAGCCAGAGUCCAGCGGAAUGUUGGUGGGCGGUUAUGCCUCAGCUACAUUGGCCUGGAUGACCCGGCCCACUUCAUCUGGCUCUUCUAUCUGGACACCAGUCUCCGUCCCCUGGGCUGGGCCAAAGAGAACCGAUUCCCAAUGGAGCCGCCCACAGAGCUGCGUGAUAUGAAAAGCUCUGAGGAGUGGACAGAGGCUUUAGAGAAAGCAACUCCCGAAGCCUUGAAAAAACCCCUGCCCCUGGAAGUCUUUAAGGAUCAUGCUGAUUUGCAUAAGCACUCCUUCAAAACUGGGAUGAAGCUGGAAAUGGUGACACCUGGAGAACCCUUCCACAUCUGUCCUGCGUCUGUCACUAAAGUAUACAAUGAGUACUACUUCCAGGUCACAGUGGAUGACGUGACGGCUGAGGCCACGCCGCGCUCUGUAGUGUGUCAUGCUGAUUCACCGGCCAUUCUGCCAGUCCAGUGGUGCCUGAAGAACGGAGUUGGACUGGAGAAACCUAGAGGCUUUCAGUCUCAGGAUUUUGACUGGGCUGAUUAUUUGAAGUAUUCUGGUACAGAAGCUGCUCCAGAGGCCUGUUUCCUCAACGCAUCUCUCAGUAGGGGUUUCUGUAAGGAUACAUGGCUGGAAGCUGUGAAUCCUCUUCAGCCGGCAGAACUCUGCGUUGCACGUAUCACUCAGGUCAAAGGUCGGCUCCUCUGGCUCAGAUUUGAAGGACUAUCUAAGCCUCUAGCAGAUUGUGUAGUUGACGUGGAGAGUAUGGACAUUUUCCCUGUGGGCUGGUGUGAAGCUAACAGCUAUCCGCUAACAGCCAUACGGAAGGCUGUCUGUCAGUCUCAGAAGAAGAUUGCAGUGGUGCAGCCAGAGAAACAGUCAAUACCUUCACCUAUGGAAAACGUCCCUCUCGACCUUUGCCAGUCUGUCACAAUGGACACAGGUUCUGUGAAUGGAAAGUACUGCUGUUCUCAGAUCUUUAUAAAUCACCGCUGUUUUUCUGGCCCGUACCUCAAUAAGGGCAGAAUUGCUGAGCUGCCUCAGACUGUAGGGCCUGGCAAGUGCACACUUGUCCUCAAAGAGGUUCUGACGAUGUUAAUAAACUCAGCAUAUAAGCCUGCUCGUGUUCUCAGAGAGCUGCAGCUGGUGGAAGACCCGAAGUGGAACUGUCUGGACGAGACGCUGAAAGCCAAGUAUAAAGGGAAGAGUUAUCGUUCGAGUGUGCGGAUCGUGCGCUUGGCCGAGCAAAUCUCAGAUUUCUGCCGGACUGUGUGUGUGAGGCUGCAGUGCUGUCCAAAUCUGUUCGGCCCAAUGCUCAUCUCAGACACCUGCCCCGAGAACUGCUCGAUAUACACCAAGACCAAAUACACAUAUUACUAUGGAAAGAGACGGAAAGUGGGGCGUCCCAGCCUGGCAGAGAGCACACAGGACGGAGACACAGCCAAAUCUUCACGCCGCAGAAAGAAACGCAAAACCAUCUUUGUUCAGAAAAAACGACGCUCUUCUGUUGUAGGAUACAACAACACAGAGUCACCUCAGGACAGUGAUUAUUUCUAUGAGGAUGAUGAUGAUUCAGUCAGUGAGGAAGGCUCCAGCUCAGAGCCACAUGAGGAGGCCCCUCCCUGCUCAUACAUGGACGUGUCGAGAAGAGGCCGGCCACGCCGGUCCGUCGCCCAGCGCAGGAUUACACACCCCGGGACCACUGAUCAGUCACCUCUGCGGAGAACCACACGCUCACACUCCUACACACACAACCAGCCUGCGGGACUCACAAAGCCGGACCAUACAGAAGAGGAAGAAGGUCGCCUGGUUCUAGAGAGGAAUCCUCUGGAGUGGAGUGUUUCUGACGUGGUUGACUUCAUUAUGUCUACCGACUGUGCCUCACUCGCCAAGAUAUUCCAGGAGCAGGACAUUGAUGGUCAAGCUCUGUUGCUGUUGACCCUUCCCACCGUCCAGGAGUGUAUGGAUCUGAAGCUGGGUCCAGCCAUCAAACUCUGCCACCAGAUCGAGCGCGUCAAAGUGGCCUUUUACUCCCAGUACGCCAAUUAAGCUAACGCUGCUAACCAGGCUAACUGGGCUAGCUCUGUCAGAGGCCUUUCUCUCAGUGGAAGAAAAGAAAAGUGAAUAUAUACUCCUCAGGGUCUUGAUAUGGAGCUUCAGUCCUUCAGGAUAAUAACACAUGCCUAUUGGCUUUGUGGCGGAAAACUGAAAAGACGCCGUUUGCAGAACAAGACAGGAGGACCUUUACUUCUGUGAUAAUUUGACAUACACAAUGGAGGGAUCUUACCUAUGGAUACAAAACUUGAGGGGAGGACUGCAUUUUUUUGUUCUGUUGAGAAACAUAUGGAGUCAGAGAAGAAUCUUCAUCCCCCUCGCAAUAUCUUCAUUAUGCUUGAGGUUCCUGAAGCAGGCCUUUGGAAGAAAAUAUAUAGAAAAAAAAACAAAGACAUUGGAAGGAAAAAUAUGUCUCUGUUUUAUCUGUGAUUAUUGAAGCCUUUUGAAAAAAAAAAAAAGAAACUCUACUACUGUGUUCAGCUGUAAAGAUGCCUGUAUGUGACUAUUCUGUUAUUCAGAGACCAAAUUAUUAUAUUUAUAAAAGAUAAUUAGAUUUGGAGAAUCAGUGUAUAAAGUGAAAUAAUAUAUUUGAAAUAUUUAUUUUGGCCUGACAAACAUUUCUUCCAGAAUCUAGGUGCUCACAUGCUAUUUCAUUUGUUUAUAAAUUGGCAGGAAAUUUAUUCGUACAGCAAUCUUUAUUUCCAACAGCUUGUAAACCUGGACACUAUGUAAAUGUUCCUUUAAUCUAUGCAAAAUCUGGACAUUCAUGAUGAUUCAUUUUCUACUUCUUUGCUGUAUGACCAACACUUCCCUUGACUUGAGAUUAUUGUAAAUAGGCUGUAUAUAGAAUUUAUUAACUGAUAGUAAAAUCUAGUUUUAAUACAACCCACAAAUGAGUGGAACAGUGCUGUAGUUCACACAUCACCCAAAAAAACGAAAGAGUUUCUCAGUUUAUCAGAAUAGUUCUCAAACAGUCCCAUAAACGAGUGGGAUGGACUUGUACUUCACCCAUCGCCCAUAAAGAAAUGAAGGGAUUUCCAGAAUGUCAGCAAAGUUUUUAUGGAGUCUUAUUGCUUUCAAAAGUCAACAUAAAAAACCAAACCAUUUUUUACCUUGUUGGAAAAUGUGCCUGGUCAUAUUAAGCACAAGUCAUCAUUUUAUAUCAUUUAAAAGACAUGACUUACGACUUUAUCCGCCUCUGAAACUGAGUUUUGAUCACAUCACUAUGCGCCAGUGAUUGGGGAAAAAUAAUGUUAACCUAUAAUAUCAUAUCUCACCUCCCCCUCCCACCUCCUCCAUCUAUCAUAUAGAGAAAAUGCCCAGCUAGCUCAGAAACCUUCCUGAUACUGCGUUUUACUCAGAACUAUGUCAUGGUAUUGAAGGAAAAUGCAUUAUGAUUUCUGACUCACAUUGACUGAAGCAUUUGAAUGGGGAAUAAACAAGCAAGUGUACAUACCACAGUUAUGUUGAGUGGUACAUAAGCAGGGUUGGAUAGUAACAAAUAAUGUAAUAUGAUUUUGGAAUUUGGGUUUUAAAAUGAAAAAAAUAAUCAGUAAUAAAAAUAUAGAACUUACUCGUUUGGUUCAACUUCAUAUUAAGUGUCUCUAAUAACUGUAACAAUACAUGCAUCAGCUAUAUUGCUACUAUUGAUGUAUUCAUUGUUACAGAUGAAUGAUAAUAAUUCAGCUUAUGUACUUGUAACUUAUUAGUUUUUUAUAACUUAUUAUAUUUUUAUUUUUAUUUUUAUUUUAUGCUGGUGUAGUAGUAUUAGUAUGCCUAAGCAAAGUUCUGACUUUAAACCAUUCUGGAAUGUUACAGUAAUGUGACUGUUACAAAUGUGUAAUUACACAAGAGAAAAUAUACUGUUUCAACUGUCAGAUACACUUGUGUAAUUACAUGAGUAAACAUUGAAAUUGAUACGCAUGUGUAUUUACAUAAAUCUGUACAUCUGUAACAGUUAGUACAUCACUAGUAGUUACAUUGUAAUUGCAUGUAUUGUCAACAUGCAACUACACAGUUAUUAGAGACACAAUAUGAAGUGGGAUCACUCAUUUUUCUGGCAAUUCUUUCAUAUCACCUAUGAGUACCUAUGAGAAAAUCU
Colossoma macropomum (tambaqui) is the source of this 4901-nucleotide messenger RNA. It is a transcript of the gene sfmbt2, whose product is annotated as Scm like with four mbt domains 2. Bases 161 to 2794 code for a protein of 877 amino acids. The transcript is spliced from 22 exons. Gene Ontology annotation, cellular component: nucleus. The record is from RefSeq and is a predicted model, not a curated record. Gene Ontology annotation, biological process: regulation of DNA-templated transcription. Lineage: Eukaryota; Metazoa; Chordata; Actinopteri; Characiformes; Serrasalmidae. Gene Ontology annotation, molecular function: transcription corepressor activity; histone binding; sequence-specific DNA binding.